Molecule: messenger RNA, 2225 nt
Organism: Mytilus trossulus (common blue mussel)
Lineage: Eukaryota; Metazoa; Mollusca; Bivalvia; Mytilida; Mytilidae
Product: serum paraoxonase/arylesterase 1-like
Exons: 9
Coding region: 226-1161 (311 amino acids)
Molecular function (GO): arylesterase activity
Source: RefSeq, a predicted model, not a curated record
AGAGAAACAAGUAAAAAACUUUGACAGAAAUUACAAAAGAGUAAUAAGUUGGCUCCGGCUUUAUGUUUACAAAAUUUAUUUCACAUUAAACACCAUAAUAUAAUUUUAGAUACAGUUACAAUUUGGAAGUAUCACAGAAAUAAACUUGAGCUUUUUAAACAUGUGUAUAACCAUACACCCGGACCCUGUAGAAUUGUUCCUGGAGAAGGAAUUGGAUAUGAAGACAUGGAAACAUUACCUAAUGGUUUAACAUUUAUUACAUCAGGCCUUGUUAUGCCAGGAGCUUCCUCUACAGUUUCUGAACACCGUAAGAAGCACAAUGGAAAAGGAAGAAUUUAUUUGUUUGAUUUUAAUCAACCAGAUAAAGGCAUAGAAGAACUAAAAAUUGUAGGAGACCAGUUCAACCAGUCUGAUUUUGGUCCUCAUGGCAUUAGUUUGUGGAAAGACAAAGAUAAAGUGACAGUUAUGGUGGUUAAUCAUGGAUCAGCAGGAGAUACUAUAGAAAAAUUCCUGUUCAUAGCUAAAGAUAAACAGCUGAAGCAUGUUCACACUUACAGAGACACAACUAUACAUAUGGUAAAUGAUGUAGCAAUGGACAGUGAAAAAAGUUUUUACUUCACAAAUUUUGCCUACUAUAAGAGUGGACUUUUUAAAUUAUUAGAGGCAGUCAUACCAUUAGCCUAUGCAAAUCUGAUGUAUUAUGACGGGAAAGCAUACCACAAACAAGAUGAUGGAUUUGUUACCAUAAAUGGUCUGGUGUUAUCACAUGAUCAAAAGUAUUUGUAUACAGGAGAAACAGUCCCUCAGAAAUUUCAUACUUUUACAAGACAGAAGAAUGGAACACUAAGUAGAUACCAGGAAUUUAAUGUAAAAACAGCAAUUGACAAUCCAACUUUAGAUAAAGAUGGCAAUGUUCUAUUUGGCACUCAUCCAAUAAUAUGGCAAGUUAUGGGACAUAUGGAUAACCCAGAAACACCAGCUCCCUCACAGGUAAUUAAACUUCACAUGAAAGAUGGUGCCGUGACCAAGAUGACAGAAGUUUUCGCUGAUGAUGGUCAUACGUUGUAUGGAUCAUCAGUGGCCUCCUUGUAUAAGGACGCCAUGUUAGUAGGAACAGUGCUCCACAAGUUAAUGUUUUGUGAAGUACGUUGGAUUGAUUGAGUGUGAUGCACUAUUUAUGCAUGCAAUUCUGACAUGAAUGAAAUUUAGUUUCAGUGUGUGAAAAAUGAAUAUAAUCUAAGAAGUAAUCCCUUUUCAUACUGCAACAUAUAUUAUUUGCAAAACCAUAGAAUGAAGUGUAGGACACAAGUUAAUCAAACUUUGAUUGUCUUUUUAUUUUACUUCGUUUCAGUAUAUCCCAUUCCUAAGUGAGUAUUUGGAAAUCCUAGCUGAUGUUUUUUAAGAACACCAGCUGCCAUUUUAAUACUGUAUAAACUCAUCAUAGAUACCAGGUCUAAAUUUAGUAUAUAUGUUAGACCCGUGUUUCAUCUACAAAAGACUCAUCAGUGACCCUCAAAUCCAAAAAAAUGCCAAAUAAAGUACGAAGUUGAAGAGCAUUGAGAACCAAAAUUCCUAAAAGUUUUGACACCUUAUAUAUAAUUAAGUAUAAUUUUGUUAUUUACUAGUUUGCCUUUUAUUUUAUGAACAAUGAGAACGAAUUUUACUUUUAUGUACAUGUAUAUGGUUUUUCAUUUUUGAAUUAAACAUUUACCCUCACUUUACAGACCCCAUUUUUAAGGGUUGGGUACUUUUUUUUUGUUUUUAGGCCCCUAUAUGGAUCAAUAGAUUCAGUGGGUGGCUUUUGUAUGUUCAAAGAAGCCCUAUUCUGGUGAUUGACUGCAAAAAUAAAUUUAUAAAAAUAGGCUACCAGAAGAUUACAUUUUUUGGCAAUGCUAGAAAAGUUGGUAAAUGUUAAAACUAUGAAGGUUUUGGGGAUUUGACCAAGAUUUUGAGGCUUACUGAACAUGAAAAAGUGAUAAGUUUGAUUUUAGGCAGAUUCAAAUAUUGUAUUACAUACAGCUCAGAAUUUCAAUCAGAAUUUAAUAAAAGUCAAAUUAUGAAAAACAUAAGACAUGGAUGCAGUUUGCAAUAAAUAUUUUAUUUUGCUUAAUCCAUAGUCCACCAGCUGUGUCUCUAGACAAGGUGACCCAAUUGUAACCAUUGCCUACCAUAGAUGUAUCCAACUUUUGUGGCAUUAUUUUCUUAACUUUCUUUUUCUUAUAUAU